CUGCCCAGAUGCGAGCGCUGCGGCUAGGUGCUGAGGAACUGCAGUUGCCUGCUCGGAUCCCGCAGCCUCGCACCACUUUCUGUCGCUCAAUCCCCGUGUGUUCCGGCCUGCUGAGCAGCGGGCCCUCGCGGUGUGCGCCAUGCAUCGGGCGCGCCCCGCGCUCUGGGCCGCUGCGCUGGCCGCAUUGACGCUUCUUCGCGGGCCGCCAGUGGCGCGGGCUGGCGCGGGCGCGGUGGGCGCGGGCCCCGUAGUGCGCUGCGAGCCAUGCGACGCGCGUGCGCUGGCCCAGUGCGCGCCACCGCCCACAGCGCCCGCGUGCGCCGAGCUGGUGCGCGAGCCAGGCUGUGGCUGCUGCAUGACAUGCGCGCUGCGCGAGGGCCAGCCGUGCGGCGUCUACACUGAGCGCUGUGGCGCCGGUCUCCGCUGCCAGCCGCCGCCGGGAGAGCCGCGCCCGCUGCAGGCGCUGCUGGACGGCCGCGGGUUCUGCGCUAAUGCCAGCGCCGCUGGCCGUCUGCGCGCCUACCUGCUGCCGGCACCAUCCUCUCCAGGAAAUGCCAGUGAGUCUGAGGAGGAUCGCAGCACUGGGAGUGUGGAGAGCCAGGCAGUCCCCGGCACACACAGGGUGACCGACUCCAAAUUCCAUCCCCUCCAUACCAAAAUGGAUGUCAUCAAGAAGGGGCAUGCCAAAGAUAGCCAGCGCUACAAAGUGGACUACGAAUCACAAAGCACAGACACUCAGAAUUUCUCCUCUGAGUCCAAGCGGGAGACAGAAUAUGGUCCCUGCCGUAGAGAAAUGGAGGACACACUGAAUCACCUGAAGUUCCUCAAUGUGCUCAGUCCCAGGGGUGUGCACAUCCCAAACUGUGACAAGAAGGGAUUUUAUAAGAAAAAGCAGUGCCGCCCUUCCAAAGGCAGAAAGCGGGGCUUCUGCUGGUGCGUGGACAAGUACGGGCAGCCCCUCCCGGGCUACGACACCAAGGGGAAGGAUGACGUGCAUUGCCUCAGCAUGCAGAGCCAGUAGACUCCACUACACCAGUUAAUGUGGAGCUCAAAUACGCCUUAUUUUGCACAAAAGACUGCCAAGGACAUGAUCAGCAGCUGGCUACAACCUCCAUUUAUAUUUCUUUUGUGGUGAACUGAUUU
Sciurus carolinensis (gray squirrel) is the source of this 1143-nucleotide messenger RNA. RefSeq names its product insulin like growth factor binding protein 3 (gene Igfbp3). Gene Ontology annotation, molecular function: insulin-like growth factor II binding; fibronectin binding; insulin-like growth factor I binding. NCBI's taxonomy places the organism in Eukaryota, Metazoa, Chordata, Mammalia, Rodentia, Sciuridae. Gene Ontology annotation, biological process: regulation of insulin-like growth factor receptor signaling pathway. The coding region runs from base 140 to 1021 and encodes 293 amino acids. The transcript is spliced from 5 exons. Gene Ontology annotation, cellular component: extracellular region. The record is from RefSeq and is a predicted model, not a curated record.